Penicillium robsamsonii is the source of this 243-nucleotide messenger RNA. RefSeq lists its product as uncharacterized. Lineage: Eukaryota; Fungi; Ascomycota; Eurotiomycetes; Eurotiales; Aspergillaceae. The record is from RefSeq and is a predicted model, not a curated record. The transcript has a single exon. The coding region runs from base 1 to 243 and encodes 80 amino acids.
AUGACUCGAUUAUGGUAUCGAGACCCUCAUAGUGCACUCGCCCUAGCCGAUGAGGAAGUGGAAGCCAUUGAUGGACUCCUCGAGCUAUCACCCAGUCCGACACAGCAAUGCGAUGUUCAGAUGUUAAGCGAAUCAAUCAGUGAGCUCAAAGACCGUGUUAAUGGGCUGGAAGACCGAUAUGGUACCCCUUCUCACCUGGCAAGAAAUCUAGAUGCUGACUAUAUUAGAAUUACGGAGAAAUAA